CUGCCUACAUGCCACGAUUGUCCCCAGUUGUUCCCUAACCUAAUGUUCAGCACAUGAACACCGAUACCACUGCAAUGUGAUCACGUAAUUACAUUCUCUCUUUUCCAAGUAUUCUCUCAUAAAAAUAGCCAUCCGUUGACCUCGCUCCCUUUUGCCUCUAAAGCACUCCUUCCCCUCGUCCCUUUCUUCUUUUUCCCUUUCCUCCUUUUGAUCUUCUCUCCAUAGCCUUGUCUGCAAAAAGGAACCCCAUUGAAGAAUGCGUGCUUGAAUGUCCAUAGACGGGGAAAGAUCGGACGAGAUAGCAAAGAAGAUCAAGAGAGAGAAGGAUGCAGCUUAUGGUGAUGAAAUGGGAAGACGGCACAUGAUGUUGAGCCCGAGCUGCACCGGGACGCUCAACAACAUAACGCCGUGCGCGGCGUGUAAGCUUUUGCGGAGGCGAUGUGCCGAAGAGUGCCCUUUCUCCCCUUAUUUCUCCCCACACGAGCCUCAGAAAUUCGCCGCUGUUCACAAAGUCUUCGGUGCAAGUAACGUCUCCAAGAUGCUCACGGAGGUAGCAGAGAGCCAAAGGGCCGAUACCGCAAACAGUUUGGUGUACGAAGCGAAUCUGAGGCUAAGAGACCCAGUGUACGGAUGCAUGGGUGCAAUCUCGGCUUUGCAACAGCAGAUCCAAACUCUGCAGGCUGAACUCAACGCUGUAAGAAAUGAGAUACUGAGAUUCAAAUACAGAGAAGCCGCCACUAACAAUCAUAUUCAAUCCAAUGUUGUUGUUCCUCGUUCUAGUACUGCUCUUAAUCCUACAGCUGCUUUGGUGGUUUCUGUUGUUCCUCCUCCAACCUUUUCUUCGUCUUCUUCUACUGCCGCACCUCCCGACCCCUCUCCUCCUCCUCCGCCACCCCCAUCUUUAGUCAUUCCCUCAUCUUCUUCCUCCUCCUCCUCUUCCACUUCUUCUUUAUUCACCACCUCAACCAGCACCACCACCUAUAGCUCCAUCUCUAGCGACACUAAUGUUCAUUACUUUGAGCAAAUCUGAUCUCAGAACCUUUUGAUCACUGUUAGUAUCCAUAUGGAAGCUAUUGUACUAGAUUAUUUGACUUGCGCCUGUUCUAAUUAUACACAAGGUUGAGAAGAACCACUUCAUCUUAGAGAUUUCUUUGCAGCUCCUGUAUUGUGAUCUGAUCUAGAUUCCCGAGUAACUGUAAUCUCUUUUUCUAUGAUUUGAUCACGUCAAGCAUUAUUUCCA
Messenger RNA from Syzygium oleosum, 1240 nucleotides. Its product is annotated as LOB domain-containing protein 15-like. The record is from RefSeq and is a predicted model, not a curated record. The transcript is spliced from 3 exons. Lineage: Eukaryota; Viridiplantae; Streptophyta; Magnoliopsida; Myrtales; Myrtaceae. Bases 269 to 1030 code for a protein of 253 amino acids.